AUGUUAAAUUUCAAAGAGUUUCAACACUCUCCUUUGACAACCACAGCUCCCAGUACAAAUUCUAGCAUUACUGCUAUAACUGCAAACACUACAACUACACCAACUACACCUACAACUGUGGAGUCAACGAUAAGAAGGCGACUGACUUUUCGGACUGCUGAGACCUUCACAACUGAUUUACUGAACCUGUCUUCUACAGCAUUUAGGAAUCGAGCUGCACUUUUAAAGUCCAAUCUUGAACCAUUCUGCAGGAAUGAGUUUCCUUCAUUGCGUAACUUCACUGUGAUUUCAUUCAGCAAUGGGUCAAUUGUCAACAACAUUGAUCUUGAAUUUGCAACAGCAUCCGCUCCUAAUAACACUAAAAUUGUGGACGUUUUGGUCAAAGCAGUUUCAAACAUCACAGUUUUUGUUAUUGACAAAGGUUCGAUUGUCGUGGAUGUCACAUAUCCUGAAAAUGCCAAAGCCUUCAAAGCAUCCAAUCAAGAUGAGACCAGCAUCACUCUGCAGUGGAAUGAAAUAAACAACAAUAUCAGCUUUAUUCUCCAGUUUAAUGGCAGAGAGACAUCCAUCAGAGCACCAGAUGGAGAUGGACCAGUAAACCACACAGUGUCAUCUCUCAGUCCUGGAACCAAAUACACAUUCACUCUCUUCUCUGUGUUUAACAAUAUCAGGAGCAGUGGAGUACAGCUUGCAGCUGCCACUGCUCCUAUAAAUGCAGAUGACUUCAGAGCAUCUAGUCAAGAUGAGACCAACAUCACUCUGCAAUGGAAUAAAAUAAACAACAAUAUCAGCUUUAUUCUCCAGUUUAAUGGCAGAGAGACAUCCAUCAGAGCACCAGAUGGAGAUGGACCAGUAAACCACACAGUGUCAUCUCUCAGUCCUGGAACCAAUUACACAUUCACUCUCUUCUCUGUGUUUAACAAUAUCAGGAGCAGUGGAGUCAGCAUUACAGCAGCUACAAGUCAGAUCAGGUUAGCUGGUGCUGGAUUUUCUCGAUGUUCUGGAAGAGUUGAAGUCUACCACAACAGUACCUGGGGAACGGUCUGUGAUGAUAACUGGGACUUAAAUGAUGCCAAUGUGGUCUGUAGACAGUUGGACUGUGGAACGGCAGUGAAUGCUAAAAUUCAAGCUUUCUUUGGUCAAGGAACAGGACAGAUCUGGCUUAAUGAUGUUUCAUGUUCUGGGAAUGAAGCUUCACUUACACAGUGUGGGCACGGAGGAUUUGGGACACGCGACUGUGGACACUGUGAGGAUGCUGGUGUCAUCUGUUCAGAUCAGAUCAGGUUAGCUGGUGCUGGAUUUUCUCGAUGUUCUGGAAGAGUUGAAGUCUACCACAACAGUAUCUGGGGAACGGUCUGUGAUGAUUAUUGGGACUUGAACGAUGCCAAUGUGGUCUGUAGAGAGUUGGGCUGUGGAACAGCAGUGAAUGCUAAAAUUGAAGCCUUCUUUGGUCAAGGAACAGGACAGAUCUGGCUUGAUGAUGUUUCAUGUUCUGGCAAUGAAACUUCACUUACACAGUGUCGGCACAGAGGAUUUGGGACACACAACUGUGGACACAUUGAGGAUGCUGGUGUCAUCUGUUCAGAGCUUGAAAAUACAGAUGGAUUCAAAGCAUCCAGUCAAGAUGAGACCAGCAUCACUCUGCAGUGGAAAAAAUUAAACAACAAUAUCAGCUUUGUUCUCCAGUUUAAUUGCAGAGAGACAUUCAUCAGUGCACCAGAUGGAGAUGGACCAGUAAACCACACAGUGUCAUCUCUCAGUCCUGGAACCAAAUACACAUUCACUCUCUUCUCUGUGUUUGAGAACAUAAGAAGUAGAGGAGUACAGCUUACAGCUGCCACUGCUCCUAAAAAUGCAGACGGCUUCAGAGCAUCCAGUCAAGAUGAGACCAGCAUCACUCUGCAGUGGAAUAAAUUGAACAACAAAAUCAGCUUUGUUCUCCAAUUUAAUGGCAGAGAGACAUCCAUCAGUGCACCAGAUGGAGAUGGACCAGUAAACCACACAGUGUCAUCUCUCAGUCCUGGAACCAAAUACACAUUCACUCUCUUCUCUGUUUUUAACAAUAUCAGGAGCAGUGGAGUCAACAUUACGGCAGCUACCAGCUCCAGAGCUACAUGUGGUCAAUCAUCCAGGGUUUGCAAAUGUACACUGGUGUCUGAUUCAUGUAAACAAACAUCGAGAUCUUCUCUACUCAAACAGCAAGACUUUACAAGAGUUGCAUCUUUCACAUCUGUUGAAGACCCUUUAACAAGGGACUUACUGAACUCAUCUGUAACCUUCAAUAAUAUGUCUUCCCUGAUAAAGACACAGCUUGAACCAUUCUUCCAGAAAAAGUUUUCUUCUGCCUUCUUCUCCAUGGAGGUUUCUACAAUUAGUAAAAGCUCACUUGUCCACACCGUGAACCUUAAGUUCAGAGGCACGUCUGUUCCUGACGAUAAUGAGAUACGGGAUGUUUUGAUGGAGGCGGCUUCGUCUGUCGUCGACUUCAGAAUCGAAACGAAAUCGAUCAGCAUUCUUGGCAAAACUUGAGGUGUGGAAAACCUGAAGAUCGGCCUCGAGUCACUAUGGUUUAAACCAAAUGCACAAGUGCAUGUUAUUACAUAUUACUCCUUGUACUAAAGCUUAAUGUCUAUAAAAAUACAAUUAUUGUGCUGUAAUAAUUGGAUUUAGACAUGUAGCAAUUAUUUUAUUUGCUGCUGAGGGGAAGGCAUGCUUUAAACAUUUAUGUUCUACUCAAACAUUAACUGUUUAUGUAAUUUUAUGGUCUUUUCUGAGUAAAAAUGAAAAAAAAUCAAUUGUGAUUAAAAAUGUAACUUAUAUCUUGAGAUGCUUCUAAGCCUUGACUAACUCCUAUUAAGCUUAUAAUAUUUAUAAAGUUGUAUUCAAAGAGUGCUU
Molecule: messenger RNA, 2895 nt
Organism: Xiphophorus couchianus (Monterrey platyfish)
Lineage: Eukaryota; Metazoa; Chordata; Actinopteri; Cyprinodontiformes; Poeciliidae
Exons: 14
Coding region: 1-2529 (842 amino acids)
Biological process (GO): zymogen activation
Cellular component (GO): plasma membrane
Molecular function (GO): protein binding; serine-type endopeptidase activity
Source: RefSeq, a predicted model, not a curated record